Molecule: messenger RNA, 2436 nt
Organism: Gastrolobium bilobum
Lineage: Eukaryota; Viridiplantae; Streptophyta; Magnoliopsida; Fabales; Fabaceae
Exons: 1
Coding region: 1-2436 (811 amino acids)
Source: RefSeq, a predicted model, not a curated record
AUGGAUAAUAAUGAUGAAGAGUUGGAUGAGGCUAAAGCUGAAAUUGAGAAACUCAACGUAGAAGAACUAAGAGGCAAAACAGAUUCACUUCAGAAUUUGAACAAAUCCCAUGAUGCACAGGUCAAUCAGAUACAGGAAGCUAUCUCCAAAGUUGAGAAGCUGGAUCAAGAACUACUUCAAAAGGCAGAUGGAAUCAAUGAUGCAAAACAGAUGCAUGAACAUCUCAACGGGAAUUUGAAUAAUAAUGAGUCCAUCACCAAACAUCUCAGUGCUGCAAAUGAUAAACUUGGAGCACAUUGUGAUGAGAAGUUUAAAAAGUGGGAAGAUGAAAAAAGAAGGUUAGUAUUGGCGCUAGAAGAGGCAAAUGAGAAAGUGGAGAAACAAGAACAACAGAUGCAUGUGUAUAGACAAGAGAUUGAAAGCCUGAAAGGUUGCCUUUCAGUUGCAAAAGAGAAGUGUUUGGAAAUAGAGAAAAUUCUAAAAGCAUUCAAAGAAUUAGGAGAAACAGAUGAAUACUUAAACUCUCAGCGGGACUACAAUAUUGGAGAUGUUAGAUAUUCACUGAAAACAAAAGAAGCAUAUUAUAAAGAAUCAAAAUACUCAAUUGAGAAGCUUGAGCAAGAAAAUCAUGAGUUACGGAAGUCCCUCAAAAGACUCAAGGAAGCUCGAAUUCAAGAAGCAGGAACUUCAUAUUCUUUGUCAAUAUUGCGGUCCAAUCUCAGAGAUUUGGAACAAUCUCAAAGAGAGUGUGUCUCAAUUUUUAAGGCUAGACAAGCUGAAUGGAGCUUUCAGUUAGAAAAAUUGACUGGAGCCUUCAAUAGCUGUCGGUCUGAGUUGGAAGCUAAAGCUGCAGAGGUAGAAGAGCUCAAGAUGGAGUUGGAAUGUUCUCAUUCUUUGUCUGCUGAGAUGAUGUUGCUGAAUGAGGAGAUGUCUGUGAUGCUGCUAGUGUUAAAACUGGGAAUUUCCGAGGCCCAAAUGAAACUUUCCAAUGAUCAAGACGAGAUGGAUGUUAUCAACAAAGAAAGAAAAGAAAAGUGUUUUCAACUGAUGAAGCAGUUGGAGAUGAAAGAUGAUGCUUUGAUCAGUGCCCAGAAAGACAUCAAUGAAGAACGUGAGAAUGCAUCAUGUUUAAUGAGCCAGGUUGAAUCCUAUGGACUCGCCAAGGAAUUGCAGCAUUCUCUGCAAAAUGACUUAAAAGAACAACUUGAGGAAGCUUAUGAUGCUCUAGGCAGGGCAAACAUUGAAUUGGAUGAGAAAAUAUGUGAAAGAAGUGAAAUGGAAUUUGAAUUGCAAAUAUGGAAGUCAUUUGUUGAACGUUUGAGGAAUGAUGUUGAAGAAAAUCUUGCAAUGCGUAAAGAAUUGGAAAAUUCACUCCUUGCACAAGUAGAUUUUAGUGAAAGCCUCGAACAAGAGAAAGAUACCUUGGUUUAUAAGUUGGAAGAGAAAGAGAAUAGAAUAGAUUAUUUGCUGCAACAAGUUUUUCUACUGGAACAAGAACUGAAGGCAAGGGACACACAAGCUUCAGUUCCAGUAAGAGGGGAAGAAACAGCUGUGUCCUCUGAGACUGGUGAAGUGAGAUAUCUCCAGAUCAUAGAGGACAAGGACAAGAUCUUAGAUGAGCUCCAGAAAGAGGUUCUUUGGCUGGAACAAGAAUCAUUUAGAAGAGAAUUUGAAAGUACUGGGAUUGCAAAAAGCAAUUUGGAAAGAACCAAUGAACUUGAAGAGAAUCCUAUGCAGUUUAUAAAGGGAAAAAACAUGAGAAUAGAUGAACUCAUGCAGCAGGUGACUUCAACGGAACAACAGUUCACUAGCUCCUUGACCCCUUUUUCUUCACAUAUUGCUGAGAAAAAGGCUGAAAUCAAUCAUAUCCAAGAAGCUUGUGAUAUGAUCACAGCAGCUGAGGUUCUAGCUGCUCUUGAAAUAGAAGAGAAGAAGUUGAUGAUAGUGGAACUUGAUACUUAUAUCCAUGAUAUAGAACAGAAACUGAAAUUGCAGGAGGAAAACAGGUGCCAACCAAAACACCUUGCAUUGGAUAUUGAAGCGGAAAUGGAUGCAAAACAGUUAAAAAUAAAGGAGUUGACAGAUCAAAUGGAGAAUAAGCUCAGAGGCUCAGAUGUUUUGCUUCAAAACCUCAAGAUGGAGAAUAGAAAUUUGCUUGAAAAUGCUACAAGAUUGUCAUCAGAAAGGGACAACUUGUUGGGUUUUGUUCUGGGAUUGGGUGAUAAAAUGUGUGAGUGCACUACUGCAGACACUCAACUAAUGGAUAUAUUCACAAGCAUAAUGCAGGCUUUAGAGAAUGAUUAUCUAGGAAUGAAUUUGAAAAAGGAUGAUGAAUUGCUUGUAAAAGAGAAUAUGAUAAUGCAUUCUCCCACUGGGGUAAAGAAACCUGAAACCUUUUCUGAUAUAAGGUCGCCAUUUAAGGAGCUCAACAGUUAG